Messenger RNA from Gambusia affinis (western mosquitofish), 1210 nucleotides. Its product is annotated as testis-expressed protein 29-like. Bases 36 to 299 code for a protein of 87 amino acids. NCBI's taxonomy places the organism in Eukaryota, Metazoa, Chordata, Actinopteri, Cyprinodontiformes, Poeciliidae. The transcript is spliced from 2 exons. The record is from RefSeq and is a predicted model, not a curated record.
UCCCCCCGACAUUCGAGCUGGACGCCCCGCCCAAUAUGGAGCCUGCAGGAAGAGACAGACAAAACAAGCCAGCCGCCCUUCCUCCUCCUCCUCCUCCUCAAGACGAUCCAGGCUGCUGCGUCUCUGGGAAUACGGAAACCACCGGGCCACUAACCAGACCACAGACAGGGCCACAGACGGGGCCACCGACGGGGGCAACUGACCGGGCCACCGACGGGGCCACAGACGGGGCCACCGACGGGGCCACCGACCGGGCCACAGACGGGGCAACUGACCGGGCCACCGACGGGGGCAACUGACCGGGCCACAGACCGGGCCACCGACGGGGCCACCGACGGGGCCACAGAUCGGGCUUCUGAACAGAACCAACACCAGGAGAACCAACAGCACGUCUGGAGCCUGGUCUCUUUAGCUGGUUCUGGUUCUGCUGGUACAUCUCCAGAACCUUUCCUUGGACGGUUCUGGACCAGACGGGGUUAAGGUGAUCCGUUUUGUAGGGUUGGCAGUUAUUGAUUAAUGACUUCAUCAAUAGUUGAUUGAUCUUAUCGGUCCAGGACGUUUCUCAUCGAGACGACGUUCUUUUCAUAACGGCAGAGCUGGACAGAAAAUCAAUAAGUAUUUAUAUCGCAAUCAGCAUAUCUACUGAUCAGUAUCAGUAGAUAUAUCCUGAACUGCACAGCAUUCUGGGAGAUGUAGGCAGAUGAGAAUUUGAAUUGGAUUUGGGUUUCUGGUUGAGAGAGCAGCUUGGAUCAACAUUUGAGUGAAACUUCAGGAGUUUGUUCAGUUUCUAGAGCAUUUUCUCUCUCCUGUUCUGAAAUGGCCUUGCUGCCAUCUUUGUUUCUGCUUCAGGAUGACCAGCAGUGCCCUCUGCUGGUUGGAGGCCUAACUACAGCAUGGAAUGAAAGUCUAUCGAUUAGAACCCAUUUUAAUCUAAUAAACCAUUAAUUGUAAGUUGAUUGGUUGUUUGCAUCCGUAGUUCCAGCUUGUUGGAGCCGAAUCCCAGGAAUCAGUGGGAGGUUCUGAUCCGCUCCGGAGUCUGGAACGACCCGAACUGGAGCUGCCGCUCAACGCUAUUUUUCACUUUCUGCAGAUUUUUUAUUAAAUCAUUUAAGCUUCUUUUACAAAAUAUUACAAGUACAUAAAAUGUAAACAAUUAAUUCAGUGAACAGCUCAAGUUAGGGACAAUCUGGAGAUUAUUUACUGAUUAUUA